AUGAUUCAAGAGAUUGAAUAUCCACAAAUUGCAGCUGCAGAAAUCCAACAUACCAUCACUCAAUAUCUAGACUUGAUAAAUAAACUUGAUACUUUCAUCCGACUUCGUGCAGAUGGACAAAAUUCACAGAAAAGUCAAUUUGAAAUAGGAGCUGGAAUAUGGAUGGAUGCGGAAGUGGCCGUUAAAGAUUUUGAAAGGGGAAGAGUUGAUCUCAGUCCUGAUAUCUCCACAGUGUUGGUAGAUAUAGGACUUGGGUUGAGGGUCGAAAUGGAUUUAAAACAAGCUAGUGAGAUGGCUCAAAGACGAACGUCUGAAGAAGAUGAAGAGAAUUUAAAUUCCAAAAUACUCUCAAGAUAUGGACGACGUCGUAUUCGCUACGGAAGACGAUCAACGCGGGAUGAUCAUUUGAUCAGUAAACCUCAUGCCGGACUUGGGAGACCAAGACUGGACUUUUUGGUGCUGAACAUACCCAACUACACGGAAUGGGACGACUUGGGAUCCAAGCGACUUACUCUCAACUGCUCAAUACGGUCAAACUUACAAACACGACUUUCAACGGCGCGAAGGUCCCGUAGAAAAACUCAAUGA
Messenger RNA from Tremella mesenterica DSM 1558, 588 nucleotides. RefSeq lists its product as uncharacterized. The transcript is spliced from 4 exons. Bases 1 to 588 code for a protein of 195 amino acids. The record is from RefSeq and is a predicted model, not a curated record. NCBI's taxonomy places the organism in Eukaryota, Fungi, Basidiomycota, Tremellomycetes, Tremellales, Tremellaceae.